AUGUCGUGUCAAGAAAUAAUGGGAAAAUCAUCAGGAUCGAAAUCGCUACAUCAUUGUCAACAUCAACUAACAGCAGAGUUACAACAAUAUCGGCUAGUACUGUUCGAACAUCGACUACGAAUAGUAACACUAGCACAAGUUCAAAUUCAUCUAGUACAUUCUUCAUGUCAGUCAUUAACUUAUAGUUCAUAUAAAUCAUAUUCAACUGGAAAUAAACCAUGGUCAAUUAGUAUUGCCGAUUUAGAUAAUGAUAAUAAGAAUGAUAUAAUCGUUCUUAAUGCAAAUGAUGCAAAUCUUGGAAUAUAUUAUAAUCAAGGAAAUGGUACAUUUCAAACACCGAUAAUGUUUCAAACUGGUAGUUAUCCUGUAUUUGUCGGAAGUGCUGAUUUAAAUAAUGAUAAUAAUUUAGAUUUAAUCGUAGCUCAGGCUGGAAAUAAUAGUAUUGGUUUAUUUUUUGGUCUUGGUAAUAAAAGUUUUAGCUCACGUAUAAAUAUUCCAGUUGGUUCAUAUCCAUAUGGAUUUGGUAUUGGUGAUUUCAAUAAGGAUGGUAAUUUAGAUAUUGUCGCUGUUAAUGAUUAUGACAAUACUGCCAGUGUUUUAUUAGGAUACGGUAAUAGAAGUUUUAAAAGUACCAGCACUUUAUCAACAGGUAGUUAUGUAACAGCAGUAGCAGUUGCUGACUUCAAUGGUGAUAGUUAUUCAGAUUUUGUUGCUACUGAUUAUUCUAGUAAUACAGUAAGUUUAUUUAUUAAUUAUGGCAAUGGAAGUUUUCAACAACGUACAGCUUAUCGAACAGGAACUUCUCCAUGGGGAAUAGCUGUUGCAGAUUUUAAUCACGAUAACUACAUGGAUGUUGUUGCUGUUAACUAUGAUAGUAAUACAAUGAGUAUUUUAGUAGGAAAUGGAAAUGGAACACUUCAAUCACAAAAAUCCUAUGCAACUGGACAAAAUCCGAUGUCUGUAGCUGUCGCUGAUUUAAAUAAUGAUACGCAUAUAGAUAUUGUUGUUGCUAACUACAAUAAUAAUUACUUAAGUGUUUUUCACGGGUAUGGUAAUGGUAGUUUUACAACAGCUACAAGUUUAACAACAGAUUGGUAUGUAACAGCAGUAGCUAUUGCUGAUUUAAAUGGUGACGGUCGAUUAGAUCUAGCCGCAACUACUAAUUACCUUGCAACUUUAAAUAUACUUUUCAACAUAUGUUGA
This is a messenger RNA of Adineta steineri, 1203 nucleotides long. Lineage: Eukaryota; Metazoa; Rotifera; Eurotatoria; Adinetida; Adinetidae. The record is from the annotation of a GenBank genome assembly.